Messenger RNA from Spodoptera exigua (beet armyworm), 2301 nucleotides. NCBI's taxonomy places the organism in Eukaryota, Metazoa, Arthropoda, Insecta, Lepidoptera, Noctuidae. The record is from the annotation of a GenBank genome assembly.
UGUCAAUCAAAUGUCAGUGUCACAUUUUUACACUUGCGAUUUCAUCAGAUUGUUUGAAAAAAGAAAAUGUUGGAUUAAUUAGAUAAUUAUUACGAUUAUUGUUAUAUUUCAAAGUGUGAUAUACAUGACUAUUGUUUGCCUGCAACUGCUUUCCAGUAACAGCUGUUAAAAACGAAAGUUACCAGAAAUUAUCUGCAAGUACAAAAAGAAGAAACAGGCGACAUAAACUUAAAUCAAUCUUAUCACAGACUCAGAAUAACUUUACAAAUAAUUCAAAUAAAAUAGACAACAUAAGCCAUCCAGAAAUAACUAAAGACUCCAAUAAAAAUUUAAUAGUGAAACACAAUAUCCUAGGAGAUGUGCAAGAUAGUUUAUUAAAAAACAAAGUAGAAGAAAAUAUAAAAAUGUCAUCAACAGACAACAAAUCUAGGGAAGAAGUAAUGGCUGCCAGGCAGGCAAAGAAGCAGGCCAAACAAAAAGGCAAAGGGAAAGAACCAGUACAAAACGAAACAAAAGAACAAAUCACACCAAAACCUGUUGCUCCAAAAGCAGAGCCAGCGCCACCUACUGAGCAAAAAGUGACAGAAGAACAAAAGCCUGUCAAAGAACUUAAGGAACCUACUUCCAAAGGCAAGGAUGAAGUGGACAGAGUUGCUAAGGUAGACCCUGUUAUUGAAGGUGCUAAUAGAAGUAAAGAGGAUAUUAAAGCAGAAAGAGCUGCAAAGAAGGCUGCUAAGCAAGCUAAGAAGAAAGGGGCAACUGAAGGAGAAGGAGAAGUGAAGGUUCCCGAAAAACCUGCUGUAAAGGAGGUUAGUAAACCUGUCAAUGAAGAUAUGACUGUAAAAGAUGUAGUAGAAACUCUCAGAGAUAUUGCCAAUGUAGCUAAGGAGAUGAAAGAUGUAACUGUUAAAGUUAGUGCUAUUGAUCUAAGUGGUAAAAAGGCUGAAGAAAGUAACAAAAGCAAGGCUGAAUUAAAGGCUGAAAGACGAGCAAAGCAGGAAGCUCAGAGAGCUGCUAAACAAGCUGCGCAGGAGAAGGCUGCAGCUGCUGCCAAACCUAAGGUAGAACCCAAGUCUGCUGAAGGAGAUGCUGCUAAGGUUAAAGAGGAGAAAGCACAAAAACAGAAAACUUUAGAGAAGUCUAAAGUGAAGAGCGGUAACAGAGUCAAUUGGUUCCAACAUUUGUAUAAAGAACAUGACAAAGAGGCACUCAAGUCUAUUGCAAUCAACUCCAACUUGCACCCAGCCAUUGUGAAGUUGGGCGUACAGUUGGCGUCCAAGGUUGUCAGCGGUUCAAACGCUAGAUGCGUUGCACUCCUCGAUGCUCUUAAAAAGAUGGUACGUGAUUACACGCUCCCAGCUAAGACGGAAUUCGCUCGAGGACUGGAGUCGCAUCUAGCUACCAGUCUGGACUUCCUUUGGGCCAUGCGCUCGCCUUCAGCUUCCCAAACCAAUGCCAUCAAAUUCUUCAGAUACCACCUCACACAAUUACCCAAUAACGUCGAUGAGUUUGAUGCAAAGAAGACGUUGCAAGAAGAGAUAGACAGAUACAUAAAGGAACAAAUAGAUAUGGCGGGCGAGGCGAUCAGUAUAACUGUGCGCAACAAAAUAUCUGAAGGAGACAACAUACUUACUUAUGGAUGUUCAUCUCUAAUCGAGCGCAUUCUUCGGGACGCUUGGUCCGCUGGCAAAAAGUUCAGGACCGUUAUAGUGGGCAACCGCGUCCAGACCUCCGCCACGCAAAUGUUGCGGCGACUCGUCACUCAUGGACUGCCUUGCACCUACAUUGAUAUUACUUCUCUAUCUUCUGUUAUGGAUAAGGUGAACAAAGUGGUACUAGGCGCGAGUGCCCUCCUAGUGAAUGGGUCAGUGCUGGGCGCGGCGGGGACCGCGCAGGUGGCGCUGGGGGCGUGGGCUCGUAACGUGCCCGUACUCGUCGCCUGCGAGACGCAUAAGUUCUCCGAGCGAGUACAGACUGAUGCCUUCGUUUACAAUGAGAUUGGUGAUCCGGACGACUUAAUCGACAAAUCGGACGACAACUCCCCACUGAAGGAUUGGCGGUCGAACCCCAACCUGACGCCACUAAACCUCACCUAUGACGUCACACCACCAAGCCUCGUCACCGCCGUAGUCACGGAACUCGCCAUCCUACCAUGCACUAGUGCGCCCGUCGUACUAAGAUUCAAAUUGUCAGAAUAUGGAGUGUAAAUAAAUAAAUAAAAUAUAAAGAAAUAUACUUUAUUUUAUGUACAGACCUUGAUGGUCGAGUUAAUUUAAUCUGUUCAAUAGAUUACAGACCUUA